AUGUUCCCGGAAAAUCUUCCGUUCGAACCGUUUACUUGGUCAAACAAAGAUCGCACGCAAGCAGUGGUUCCCAGGUUACCGGCCGCAUACAACCAAAGGGAACUUGGGCCGGCCGGUAACCUGGCCCUAUUCAGAUUAGGAGGCUACUAAACGCUUGAAUAUUCCCCCCGGGUCAAGCGAACUCCCCCGGUCUUAAAACAGGGCGACCGGCCUUACCCCGGGGCCGCCUUUGUACUGUACACAGCUGAAGCGUUGCUUGGACACAACACCUACUGUUCUUCCAGACUCUGACAACGAAGGUGUCUCGCCGCAUCCCGUAGCAGCACCCCACGUCUCAACACAAUCAAUCACGGCGGGGAGGAGAAAACAAGCCCUUCAACGGGGGGACAAACCACCCGUUUGGGAAGUCUUAUUCGUUUCGAUACUCCCCCCUCUGCGUAUCCCCCCUUCUUUUCCGCCGCACACACGCCGUCCAAUUUCCAUCAA
This is a messenger RNA of Ectocarpus siliculosus, 486 nucleotides long. NCBI's taxonomy places the organism in Eukaryota, Phaeophyceae, Ectocarpales, Ectocarpaceae. The record is from the annotation of a GenBank genome assembly.